AUGGACAACAGUAAGAGCGGCAGCGAGCGGAGGCAUUUCAUCCUGGUGCACGGGCUCGGCCACGGCGCGUGGUGCUGGUACAAGGUGGUCGUGGCACUCGAGGCCGCGGGGCACCGCGUCACCGCGGUUGACCUCGCCGCGUCCGGCGCGCACCCGGCGCGCAUCGACGAGGUGCACUCGUUCGACGACUACUCCCGGCCUCUGCUCGACGCGGUGGCCGCGGCGCCCGACGGUGGCGAGAGGCUGGUUCUGGUCGGACACAGCCACGGCGGGCUCAGCCUCGCGCUUGCCAUGGAGAGGUUCCCCCGCAAGGUCGCCGCCGCUGUGUUCGUGGCCGCCGCGAUGCCGUGCGUCGGCAAUCACAUGGGCGUCACUACCGAGAAGUUCAUGAGAAGAAGAACAUCACUAGAAGAACUACUCAUGGACUGCGAAAUGAUGGCCAUCAAGAACAACCAGGGUACUGGGGUUGCAAUCCUAGUGGGUCCAGAGUUCUUAGCAUGCAAAUAUUACCAGCGAAGUCCAGCUGAGGAUUUGGCCCUAGCGAAAAUGUUGGUUAGGCCUGGAAAUCAGUUCUUAGAAGAUCCAGUGAUGAAGGAUGUCGACCUUCUCACUACCGACAACUAUGGGUCGGUGAAGAAGGUGUAUGUGGUAGCCAAGGCCGACGUCUCUAGCACCGAGGAGAUGCAGCGCUGGAUGGUAGCAUUGAGCCCAGGUGUGGAGGUCGAGGAGAUCAUCGGAGCUGACCAUGCCGCCAUGAGCUCCAAGCCAAGAGAGUUGUGCGAUGUUCUAGUCAAGAUAGCCAACAACUUAAAUACAUAUUACUAAAUUUGAACAAAUAU
Lolium rigidum is the source of this 839-nucleotide messenger RNA. RefSeq names its product esterase PIR7B-like. Bases 1 to 825 code for a protein of 274 amino acids. The transcript has 3 exons. The record is from RefSeq and is a predicted model, not a curated record. Lineage: Eukaryota; Viridiplantae; Streptophyta; Magnoliopsida; Poales; Poaceae. Gene Ontology annotation, molecular function: methyl salicylate esterase activity; methyl jasmonate esterase activity; methyl indole-3-acetate esterase activity. Gene Ontology annotation, biological process: jasmonic acid metabolic process; salicylic acid metabolic process.